UUAACAUCUACGGUGUGAAAGGCCCAUAAAGCAAUGAAAACAAAAUUCACUUCGGAAAGAGUCAUAAAGGAAAAGACGCCGACCUAUAUACGAGUGUUAUGUAUGUCGGAAGGUUAUUUUAGUGUUUCACGAGCGCACGCACCAAGGUCUUCCUUCGCCACGGUUAGCCGGUUAGUGUCAGUGUAAACAUUGUAGAGAGCGUACGUAUUUUCUGCAAACCCACUUUUAAUCGACUAAAAGCUUUAUUGCGGCCGUGUUUAUUACAAUAAGGAGUUAAACCUUUGUUAUAACGAGUGAUAUGAAUUCGUUAUUAAAUUGCGUGUCUCAAUGAUGAAGUCAUCGGCCAUUCGCGAGGGUCGACCGGUGUUCCCUUUCGCGUAGUUCGCUUGUUUUGAAUGAGACGGACGAAUUAGAAAAAUCGCAGCUGGUCUAGACAGUGUUUUGUUUAGCAAGCUUUAAUUUGUGGCGUGGUCGUAGUUUAAAUAGUAGCGUGGUUAUUCAGAAUGCCGGCGCUUCGUCUUCUGGGGCGACGAUGGAUGUUUGCCUCAGACGAUCUAGUGUUCCCCUCCAUCUUGGAAAUACCAUACAGACUGACAUGGCUGCUGCUCCUGUCGCUCGUGCUGCGAGACAGCGGCUCCUUCGAUUGCAGGGAGACAUCGUACGCGCAGCUGUUCGUUGAUGGAUGCCUCAUGAUACAGGUUGUGGAAAUCCUGCUUCUGGUAGCCACUGCGGUACACUCCGCGCGAGGCUCUCUCACAAACGAAGAGCCCCGGAGAUACGUCGGGCAUCUACUGAUUUGCAAAUUGUUCUUCCUGAUAGUGGAGAUGGGAUUACUCGUUAUGGGUAAUAUUUGGGUAAUAAUUGGAUCAGUCGAUUGCCAAGUAUCUGGGUUCACCAAGACGAUUUUACAAUGUAUAGUCAUACUGUCAUGGAUACCAAUGGCUUUAAUGGCACUGGCAGUGUACUUUGCCUACGACCCAUUAGGGACUCUGAAGUACGAAGAUCUGCAGACCCCAGAAGAGAGGGACUACUACCAUAAGAAGUUCACAGAAAUAUGGGAGAGCAGGCUUCGGUGGACGUUUUGGUAUUUUAAAGACAGCAAGAUGAAGGAAGCAAUCAGCGAAAUGGCAUCGCUUCUAAGUAUACUGUUCAGAUCAUCAGAUCUGGUUCUCUACGACUUGAUUGCCGGGUCCAUACUUCUACGCGUCCGUCAGAAACGCGAGUCGAGGAUCAAGAAAGCCACCCAGCCUGCUGAUGCUGAGACAGUCACUGAAGAGAACGAGUAUACCACAGAUAUGCGAAAGAUCUGCGCCGACGUACCGGCCUGGAUGACGGUAGAGGAGGCUCAGCAUUACUUGAAGUAUGCUACAGCGGCGUAUGGCGGACUCUAUGUGCUGUAUAGAUACUACUGUGCUGGGUUUUGCUUCCUACUUCCGUAUUUGAGAUGCUGUUGUUGGAGGCCGCGACAUGUCAAGGGUGACAACUGCUGCAUGUGCAACUACGCAGGGCUCAAGUACAUGUCCGAUGUCGCCGACAAAGACUUCCUCUUCGUUUCCUUCGAGAACCACAUAUUUGAAGUGCCUUUCUACGUAAUUGCUGAGCACGAACGUAGGUGCAUCGUGGUGACCGUCCGAGGGUCCAUUUCGAUUCCUGACAUGUUCACAGACUUAGCCGCCCCUGCGCAUGCGUUUCAAGCCGAAGGUCUACCAGAAGGUUCCCUGGCUCAUAAAGGCAUGGCAUUGGGCACUGAGAAGACCCUAGAACGACUCGCACCAAUUUUGGAAAGAGCGUUUGCUGAGUAUCCCGACUAUGAACUAGUGAUAACAGGUCACAGUUUGGGAGCUGCAAUAUCUACUUUACUUGGUAUCAAGUUAAAACCAAAAUAUCCCCAUCUCAAAGUAUUUGCAUUUUCAACACCGUCGGGCUUACUAAGUCGUGAUGCUGCACGGUACACCGAGGGUUUCGUUAUGACGGUAGGCGUCGGUGAUGACCUGGUGAUGAGGAUCAGUCUCAAGAGCGCGCAGAUGUUCCGCGACCGGCUUUUAGAGACCAUGCACGCUACCAACUUACCUAAGUACCGGAUAUUGCUGAAAGGACUGCGCUAUAUGUUCUUCACGAUACCUGAGACGGAUCUGAACACUGUCUUCAGUGCACCGACGGAUGACAUCGAGGCGAACUUAAUCGGUCCAACUAGAUUAGUGAGAAGUGUUUCAUACGACAUAGAACGAAUGUACAUCGCGGGACGCAUUCUUCACAUUGUGCCUCACAAACCAGCCGGUAUAGACAGAAGUGCCCUGGACCGUGAGCCAAAGUACAAACUCCGGUGGGCAAACGCCGAAGACUUCGCGGAACUAGUGGUAACACCGAGCAUGCUAGUCGACCACAUGCCCGAGAACGUUCUGGAGCCCUUGCAAUCGAUUUGUAGCGCCAGAUUAAAUAAUAUUAUGUAGAUAAGCGUAAUCAAGUAUUGUUACAGUUCUCGCCAGUGAUUGGCGAUAUUGUAAAUAACAAACACUGAAGAUUUUUUUUUUCAUUGUGGUGGCAAUUUAAGUCGGCCAUAUUUAUUUGCAAUAUUGCUAUCUUAUAUUGGCGUGAACGUUCUGAUACGUUCUGAUCUUAACAGUUCAGAUGAAGUAACAGCGGGGUACUCACUAAAAAGUUGUCCGUAUUUUCGGAUCUUGAUACCUUUUUCUCAAAGCAAGUCAAGCAAGAGCGACUAACAACAAAUUGGGAAAUACGGAAACGACAUAGCCCCGCAAUUUUUACUGAAGUAGCAUAGAAAGAGACGGAGUUUUAAAAACUUAAACUCUUAAAGCGUCUGUAACACAACAAACUUAAUCUAGAGUUUAUUCACUAUUAAGUGCCUAUGGUGUCUCACUCAAUACGGAGAAACGAUCUAUUUGUUGAAAAUGUAUAAAUAUGUCCUAGAUGAAAAACGUAUGAUGUGAUAUUUUUUUACAAUGCAAUAGAAUGUAAGUGCAAUAAGUGUUACAUAAUAAUUAUGUCGAUUUAAUUUUUUACUAGAAAUAAUAAACGGUGCAAAACUAUUUGAGAAGAUAGCAUUUAUAGAUUAUAUUGAAUUCCUAACAUAUUUUUUACAUGACAAGCAUGAUACAGCGGUAACUCAUCAGAAUGUUUCAACAUUGUUGUUGUUAAACCUCAUUUAUUAUAACUACAAAAAAACCACAUGUUUUACUUCGUAUUCCUCCGACUGUACUUAUGUACUACCUACUUAAAACCCUUGAAUACCUACUUGACUAAAAGUGAUUUAUGAUAAGUUAAUGCAUUGUUAAAAGUUUCACUUGCAUGAAGUUCAUUUACAAUAUACUCAAUUAUUUGUAAAUAAAUUAUGUUGGUAUAUGAACAUCCCAGUACAACUAAGCGUAAUAUUUUUUGUUAUUUAUACGUAUGCAUACGUAUUGUGUUUUAUAAAUAAGUAUUUAUUAUUGUUAGCAUUUUUUUCGUUUCAAUUGCUUCCAUUUACUUAAGUAUGAGUGACUGAAGUGAAUUUUUAAAAGUCUAAUGCCCGUUUUCACCAUCAAUCCCUAACUUUUAAGUGACCCCUAUGGUAACACAUAACAGGAUUUUUGUUUUCACUUAAAAAAUAGGGAUUGAUGGUGAAAACGGGCAUAAUUCUCAUUGCUGAACGCAGGCAUACCUACUUGGUAAAUUGUAUGUGUAUUUCUUAUGUCAUUGGAGAAUAGUUGGUCCUUAUAUUCAUUAUUAUAUGUGAAACGUAUAUUUUUAUUGAUGUAUGGACAACUUCUUACGAUCCAGCACUCGAAAUAAUAAAACAUUAUAAGAGAGAAUA
Ostrinia nubilalis (European corn borer) is the source of this 3811-nucleotide messenger RNA. RefSeq names its product diacylglycerol lipase-beta-like. The coding region runs from base 504 to 2450 and encodes 648 amino acids. NCBI's taxonomy places the organism in Eukaryota, Metazoa, Arthropoda, Insecta, Lepidoptera, Crambidae. Gene Ontology annotation, molecular function: triacylglycerol lipase activity. Gene Ontology annotation, cellular component: plasma membrane; cytoplasm. The transcript is spliced from 15 exons. Gene Ontology annotation, biological process: diacylglycerol catabolic process; arachidonate metabolic process; neurogenesis. The record is from RefSeq and is a predicted model, not a curated record.